Messenger RNA from Hypomesus transpacificus, 2126 nucleotides. RefSeq names its product BTB (POZ) domain containing 17a (gene btbd17a). The record is from RefSeq and is a predicted model, not a curated record. Gene Ontology annotation, molecular function: protein binding. The transcript is spliced from 3 exons. Lineage: Eukaryota; Metazoa; Chordata; Actinopteri; Osmeriformes; Osmeridae. Bases 100 to 1569 code for a protein of 489 amino acids.
AAGCCAAGAGGGAAGACAGAUAGAAAGAAAGAAAGAAGGAAAGAAAGAGGGAUAGAGAGAGGCGUGUUUGCAGUUGGACAAGAUAAAGAAGACAGAGGGAUGAUGUUCCCAGUGCGCCCCACAGGGCUCCUGACCCACAUCCACAUGGGGACUCUUCUCCUGGCCCUUGGCCUCCACCCAGGCCCUCCCUCUGGAGGCAUCCUGACAGCAGGGGCCCAGGAUGGGGGCGGUGGUGGUGUGGGUGGUGACACCAUCAGCCACUCUCUGUCCCUGGUGCAGCAUCUGGAGGCUCUGCUGACCCAGGGGAACGGCAGCGACGUGGCCCUCAGGGUGGAGACCCUCAAUGCGGACGAGGUGAAGGUGAUCCAGGCCCACUCCCUGGUUCUGUCCCUGCAGAGCCCUGUGUUUGAGGGGCUGCUGGUCAGCCGCAACACCUCCACCCUGGUCCUGAGGGAGACGGGCGAGUGCUCCGCCAUCUUUGACAAGUUCAUAAGGUAUCUGUACUGUGGAGAGAUCUCCCUGGGUCUGGAUCAGGCCCUCCCUCUACACAUGCUGGCCACCAAGUAUCGUGUGCUAGGGCUCCAGCAGGGGGUCACCCAGUACAUGACCCAGAACCUGGCCCGCGAUUCUCCCUCGGGCCACGUGGUGGGCUGGUACGAGUACGCCCUCCAGACUGGAGACGUUUCCCUGAGGGACAGCUGCCUGCAGUACCUCUCCUGGAACCUGUCGUCCGUGCUGCGCAGCGGGGAGUGGGGAACCAUCAGCGCCCCGCUCCUCAUGUCUCUCAUGAAGCGCUCCGACCUCAUCCUGCAGAGCGAGAUGGAGCUCUUCGAUGCGCUGGAGCUCUGGAUAAACCAGAACGAUCCGGACGGGCUGACGGCUGAGAACGCCCUGAGGUCUGUGCGCUAUGCCAUGAUGCCCCCACGGGAGCUCUUCCGCCUGCAGACCCAGUCUCUCACCCUCGCCCGCUACCAGGAGUCCGUACGAGACCUGCUCUACAUGUCCUACCAGUUCCACUCCGCAUCGCCGCUGCACAUGGCCAAGUUCUUUGACGUGAACUGCAGUCUGUUCAUGCCCAGGAACUACCUGUCCCCCGCCUGGGGCUCCCCCUGGGUCCUAAACAACCCCUCGCGUGACGACCGCAGCACCAGCUUCCAGACCCAGCUGGGCCCCAGUGGUCACGAUGCCGUCAAGCGCGUGACGUGGAACGCUCUCUUCUCCCCGCGCUGGCUUCCCCUCAGCAUGCGUCCCAUGUACACGGAAACGGGAGCCAUGCAGCCCACACGAGUCGACGGAGGACGGCCGCGCAUCAUCAUCACGCCGGCCACGUCCAGCGCGGACUUUGCCGGCGUGAGUUUUCAGAAGACGGUGCUAGUCAUGGCCAGACAGCAGGGGAAGCUGGUGGUGAAACACGUCUACAACUUCCACCAAAGCACGGAGGAGAACGGAGACUUCCUGGUGGAAGCUGACCUGCACCGCAAAACAUCGGAAUACCUCAUCGACGGCUCCCUCUACCUCCACAUCCUGGUCAAGCCCCUGUAUCAGACCCUCAUCACCACCAAGAAUUGACCCUGGCCUCUUCCUACACCUCUCUGUUGUCACGCUGCGAUGAUCGUCACACACACGCUGCACUCUCAGACUGUCAUAUCUCAGGAGACCACAGGUACAAGGCUAACCCUUUGUGUUUGCCAACGUGGGUGGCCUCUUGUGUUUCAAAUACGUACAUUGUCGUUAAGUUAAAACUGAAAACAGGAUUUUGUGUGCAGACCUAUGCCUAUAACUUUACAGGAUGUCUGCGUUGAUAAAGCAGUUGUGUGUUUGGUAGAUCUGCAAAGUUAUGUUGAAGUAAUCAUGUGAUGAGGAGUUCACAGUAAACAAUGACUGGGUCCUAGACGUUUUCAUGUGUGUAUGUGCAUAUUGAUGUUUAUACAAUUUUGAAUCAUAAUUUCCUUGGUGCUAUUGUUCCCUUAACAUCUACAGUAAGAGGAAACAACCAUUCAAAUCUCACAUGUUCUGCCUUCAACUUUCAGCUUUACCCAGUUCACCAACGUAUUUAACUUGUAGCUAUUGUCUGUGGUUUUGAUUCACAUGCAGAUGUUCAUGUCACUUCUGUGCAUGGCCUACGA